GCUGGCCCCCCCCGCUGGUAGCCCCUCACCAUGCUGUCUUCCCUCCCCCCCCCUCCUCCUCCCUCACGCCUCCUGCCCUGCCUGCGCACGCCCUCCUCUCCCCCUCCUCCUUCCCCUCCUUCCCCCCCUCCCUCGGUUGUUAGUCGCUCGCGCCGCCAUUAUCACCACUCUCGCCCUCGGGCCCGUCCGCCCCACGCCGUCGCGCCCGUCCCUCUUCACCCCGGGCGCGCCCCGAGAGGCCCAUGACCGUGACCAUGUCGCCGGGCCGAACCCUGCUGUCCGUCUCGGCCGGGUCCUUCAUCGGUUCCCGCAGCGAGAACCAGGAUCUCUUUGUCAUGCGUCGCAUCUCAACGGCCCGCGGCGACUCGGGCUCCAGCUCCGACCGGACGGGCACCUCGGCCGAGGCCUUCAGCUACAUCUCCCAGUGCUCAUUAACCCGCAUCGACCAGGUGGACCUUUUCCACUCGGACGGUGGCGAGGGGAUCUUUGGUGACAUCCUGCUGGUGGCCGUGCUCGAUGGCCAUGGGAUCCAGGGCCGAGCAGCGGCUCGCAUUGUUGCCGACCAACUGCUUCAUUUGCUUGAGCGCGACCCCCAGUUCACCACCUCUCUGUGUCGGGACCCGGCUCCCCUGGAGACGGUCAUCUUUCCCGAGCUGCAGGCCUGGCUGUCGAUGCAGCCGGAACUCCCGGCCCUCGACACGCAUGCAUGUGGCGCGGCCAACAUUGCUGGCUGUGACACUCCCCCGGGGUCAUGCCUGCACUUCGAUGCCUCCUUCCUGGGGGACCUGCAGCCCUCGCCGGCGGAUCCCAGCAACAAGUCCUCCUCGGCCGAGACUCCGCCACAGGAGCCGUCUCGAUCAUUGAGUGCCUCGUCCUUCUUUGAUCCGUGCCUCAGUGGCACGACCCUCUCACUGGCGCUCUUUAUCCCGACCGAUCCGACAAACCUGUCCAUGGUGUUCGCCCAUGUGGGCGACACUUCCUCCAUUUUGGGCUCGGUUAAGCGGUCCCCGGCUGUAGCUGGUGCCAGUUCGGGUACCGAGAAGUGGUUCACGUCGACCCUCACUGAACAACACAACUGGGACAAUCCGGCCGAGGCUGGCGCCGUGCUCCAGGCUGGCGCUCCGCCGGCGGAUUCCUCGCUCCAGACUCGUGGCAAUGGGUCGGCCCGCAUCGCUCGCUCAACUUGCCCAGUGACAGGCCAGGAGUAUGGCCCCCUGCGCAUUUUCCGCAAAACCGAGAACAUCCCAGGACUGGCUAUGUCCCGGGCGCUUGGGGAUACCGUGGCUCAGGCGCUUGGUGUCACCGCGCGUCCGACCAUCCGCCUCCGGCCGCUGGUGCAGGCCACCAGCCCCGCCGGCGGGGAAGGGACUGACAUCCGGGUCGACCGCUUUGUCAUCCUGGCCACCGAUGGCGUGUGGGAUGUCGUCACGCCGAAGACCGCCUUCCAGGUGGCUCGGAAGAUCUUGCGGAAACGGUCGCCCCCGGCCGGCUGCUCGGAGCACAUUGUCACCAGUUUGCUGAAGGAUGUGGUGUGUGCCACACGCUCCGAACGCGACACCCUCGAUGCGCAAGGCGCCACCCAGAUCGAGGGGGAGUUUGACAAUGCCACGGCUCUGUGCGUGGUGGUCAGCACCCCGGGGGCCGAGGCGUCCUGCAACGACAUCUGCGACAACACCGGCAGUGGUAGUGUUGCGGACAGCAGCACGGACAGCAGCGCCGACUGCUCGACUCCGGCCACCUCCUCCUCGCUCUAGAUCGCUCCCCGGCCACCGGGCGACUGUGCGCGCGCGCCAUGGGUGACCGUCUUUGCUUUACCCAUCUGAAAGAACCUGCGCCCCUCCCCAGUUGAUGCGGCUAUAUCUUUCUCGCCUGUGGGGCGCCUAUACUCUCCCUUGUCCUUCUUCUUGCUGACCCGUACUUCGCUGUGUCGCGGGCAUAUUUAUAUAUAUAUAUAUAUUAUGUGUGUUUAUUUGCUUUCGUGCGCAUGCAUAUCCGUUCCCAUUUUUGCACAUACGUAUACACACACAUGCAUGCAUGCAUG
Molecule: messenger RNA, 2041 nt
Organism: Fonticula alba
Lineage: Eukaryota; Rotosphaerida; Fonticulaceae
Exons: 5
Coding region: 243-1754 (503 amino acids)
Biological process (GO): protein dephosphorylation
Molecular function (GO): protein serine/threonine phosphatase activity
Source: RefSeq, a predicted model, not a curated record